AUGGCUGGUGAUUUCGCUUAUCUCAUUCGUUUCCUCGACAAUGAGGGGAAGGAAUAUUACGGCAAUCUGAUUGAAGCGAAGGCAGCCAUCAACCUAAUUGGCUCAAAGGCGCAAGUCGUCCUAGAAACAACACCAAUUUUCCAAUGCAUUGGUGUGAACUAUGCGAGACAUUUCAACAUUCCGAGCCAGCCUGUCGUUUUCACUAAACCUGCCGAUCUAAUUGCUGCGCCAUUUGACGAUAUCCAUGUCCAUGCAGAGGCACAAUCGCAUCUGGACUAUGAAGGCGAACUCUACUUCAUCUUUGGCAAGGACUGUAAGGAUGUAAUCGAGAGUGACGCGAUGGACUGCGUUCUUGGCUAUACAAUCGGCAAUGACCUCUCGGCACGAAACUACAUACCCCAAGAGAUUUCCGGGUUCCAGAUGAGCUAUGGAAAGUCGUUUGACGCCUUUGCGCCAUUUGGGCCGUAUAUUGUCCACCCUCGAAUUGUCGGCGACCCGCAUCAGCUCCAGCUCACAACAAAAGUAAAUGGCGAAAUACGGCAGAAUGAGAAGACAAGCGACAUGAUCUGGAAGAUUCAUCAAAUCAUUCCGCACCUUACCCGCGGCAGGACGGUUCGAGCUGGAACGGUUUGCAUGACAGGGACACCCUCUGGCGUCGGGUGGUUUAUGCACCCAACUGGCUAUGUUAAACACGGUGAUGAGGUAGAAGUUACGAUAGAGAAGCUAGGAUCUAUUAAAAAUAAGGUCUUCUUCUUAUAGGGCCUUAUAUUGGAGCCACUUUAGCGGUAGCCGAACAGUGGUCGUUAUCAAGGCUGAUAUUAGUACAUGUGGCUGGGUUUGUGUAUUGAGGCUAUUGUGUAAAAGAUUCUGGAGGGGUGCUGCCCUAGCACGAAACCUACACUGCUCGACCACCACGUAUACCCCAUGUGCAGGUCAUAUUGUUGUUUACCUAGGUUGCUCGCUUAUUACCACUGCCGAGUCGAGCAGCGAGGCUUGUCUUGUCUCGUC
Fusarium odoratissimum NRRL 54006 is the source of this 1008-nucleotide messenger RNA. RefSeq lists its product as uncharacterized. The transcript has 3 exons. The coding region runs from base 1 to 759 and encodes 252 amino acids. The record is from RefSeq and is a predicted model, not a curated record. Lineage: Eukaryota; Fungi; Ascomycota; Sordariomycetes; Hypocreales; Nectriaceae. Gene Ontology annotation, molecular function: acetylpyruvate hydrolase activity.